GACCCCAAAAAUCUCUAAAACUUUUUUUUAAGCUUCGACAAUUCCCAUUUCCUCUUUUUCAUACCUUCUUUUUUACCAACCCAAGAAUUCCACAGCGCUUUGCGCAACAAUCAUCAAAAUGGGUACCGGUAAGAAAGAAGCGACCAGAAAGGUCAAGCAAGGGAAAGUGGGAGAUGGCAUGGCCAAUGUUAAGACCAAGGGUGAGAACUUCUAUCGGUAUGUCUCUGCAGUUAUCUCUCUCUAUUGAGGCCAUAGAACUGAUUAAUUCCUAGCACUGCGAAGCAGGCCAAGACCUUAAAUAUGUUCAACGAAGGCAAAGCUCGACACAAUGCCGCAGGAAAGGUUAUUCAAGCUGCAACCUUCCAAAGUAGAGAAACAAAGCCCGCACGAAUUGAGCCCAACAGAAAAUGGUUUACAAACUCGAGAGUCAUUGGUCAAGAUGCGUUAAACUCUUUCCGAGAAGCCAUGGCUGAGCGAGCGAGUGAUCCUUACUCGGUUUUGCUAAAGACUAACAAAUUGCCAAUGUCAUUGAUUCGCGAUGGCCAAGGAAAAAAUGGAUUGAAGCAACAUCAAGCCAAGAUGGCCGUCGAGGCGGCUCCAUUCAGUGAUACUUUUGGUCCAAAGGCACAACGAAAGAGAGUGAAGCUUGGUGUCAGUUCUUUAGAAGAUCUUGCGGACGAUAGCGUGAAAAGUCACGAUACAUAUUUGGAUCGCCUCGAACAAGCAAAGCUUUUGAGUGGAACUUCAAACGAUCCUGAAGCCGUUGGAGAAGCUGCUGCAAUCGACGAUGGUCAUAUCACCAGUGCCCGUGAAGCAAUUUUCAGCAAAGGUCAAAGCAAACGUAUAUGGAAUGAGCUUUAUAAGGUUAUUGAUUCUUCAGAUGUGGUUAUACAUGUUUUGGAUGCUAGGGAUCCCUUGGGGACCCGCUGUCGGACUGUCGAAAAGUACAUCAAGGAUGAAGCACCACAUAAACAUCUGAUAUUCGUACUCAAUAAGUGCGAUCUUGUGCCUACCGGGGUUGCCGUAAGUUUAAACGACUUACAUUUUUCUACUCCUUUUCACCCAUUUUCUGCUCUCUUCUCCGCUCCCUUUUCCGCUCCAUCGUUAAGUCAAGGCACCUUCUGCAUUAUGUGCUCCUCACAAUGGAAGGAAGUCUGUUACAACUUUGGUAGAUUAAGUUCAUUCUCGCCGCUCUUGGCCCUUGGGUCUUGAGUAGGCAGCUCACCGUCUUGGAGAGUCUGUCGCAAAGAGUUUGAUAAUGUUUCGUUUGAGUUGAAGUCCACUUCCUCUUUAGCUAGUGGCUUGUGGUGGUUUUCUUAGUAAUGAUUCAUACAUUUCACCAAUUCACAAAACACUUUUUCCAUAUGCAAUAUAUUUCAAUGGCAAAUGCUAAUUAUACUGCAGGCUGCCUGGGUGCGAUCGCUCUCCAAAGAUUAUCCAACACUUGCCUUCCACGCGUCGAUAACAAAUUCCUUCGGAAAGGGAUCCCUCAUCCAACUCCUCCGACAAUUCUCCUCCCUCCAUUCUGACCGCAAACAAAUAUCAGUUGGUUUCAUUGGAUAUCCAAAUACUGGCAAAUCAUCAAUCAUAAACACAUUACGAAAAAAGAAAGUCUGCACAGUAGCUCCAAUACCGGGCGAAACAAAAGUUUGGCAGUACAUCACACUUAUGAAACGUAUUUAUCUCAUUGAUUGUCCUGGAGUAGUCCCUCCAAGUACUACCGAUACCCCACAAGAUAUUCUACUACGAGGUGUAGUCAGAGUGGAAAACGUUGAACACCCAGAACAAUAUAUUCCUGCAGUUUUGAGUAAAACUAAACCCCAGCACAUUGAAAGAACAUAUGCUCUUAAAGGAUACAAAAAUCACAUUGAGUUCUUAGAGCUGCUCGCAAGAAAGGGCGGAAGAUUAUUGCAUGGGGGCGAACCUGAUGUUGAUGGUGUAGCCAAGAUGGUCCUCAAUGACUUUUUGAGAGGAAAAAUUCCAUGGUUUACACCACCUCCCAAACUCGAAGGCCCAGAAGAAACCGGAGUUGAAGGUCGUGAGGGUAGACUGGGCGAAAUGCCAAGGAAGAGAAAGCGGGAUGAAGCUGGUGAAUCAGUAGCUGAGACAUCUGUUGGAGAUAUUACGUCGACGAUCGCGGCUGAUGAUGAGGAUGAUUCGUAAGCUCUCAAAGAAAACCUUAACAUCCAGACUGAAACUAAUAUUUUUUGCAGAUUCGAAGGCUUUAAUAGCGACAACGAAGAUGGUGGCGUUGAGUUAGACGAUGUCGCUGAUGCUGAAACCAUUGAUAAAGCUUUCGGCAUAGAUUCCGACGAGGAAAGUGAGGCUGACGAUGCUGAUGAAUCUGCCGAGGAGGAUAAUGCCGAGGCUGCCAACGAGCAACUUCAGAAACAACUUUCAAAAGACUCAAAUACCUCGAGGCGGAAACACCAAUCAAAGAAGAGAGGUCAAAAGACAUAAGAGCUUAUGUAGAUAGAAAUAUAUUAAUGAUAAUACCAAUGAUAAUGCCAAUGAUACCCCUUCACAACGCUUCCGAUGUGCCACACCUGAAUAUGCCGGCGAAUAUU
Molecule: messenger RNA, 2567 nt
Organism: Sclerotinia trifoliorum
Lineage: Eukaryota; Fungi; Ascomycota; Leotiomycetes; Helotiales; Sclerotiniaceae
Source: the annotation of a GenBank genome assembly